AUGAGAGAUGAAAAUUUCAAGAAAAGCAAGCUCUCAUGGUCAAAGAAACUGGUUAGAAAAUGGUUCAAUAUCAAAUGUAAAAGUGAGGAAUUUCAGGCUGAUGAAGUUGUUUAUAGAGGGGGUGAUUUUGAAUGGAGGAAUAGCUUUGCGGAGAGGGAACCCUGCACAAUCAAGAAAAGCAGAACAGAAAAAUCAGCCAAGAACAUUGAGCGUCCGCGAUCUCGUUCCCGUUCGAGACGAGGGAGAGGUUAUCUUGAUCACCCUCAGAUAAUAAAUGUCCAGAAUUAUAGCCUCUUUGUCUCAACAUGGAAUGUGGGAGGAAAAUCACCGCCCAGCAACAUGAAUCUAGAUGAUUGGCUACAUUCUGCACCUCCUGCAGACAUUUAUGUACUGGGAUUUCAAGAAAUAGUUCCUUUGAAUGCCAGUAAUAUUCUAGGCGCUGAAGACAAUGGCCCUGCUAAAAAUUGGCUCCAUCUUAUAAGGAAAACGUUAAACAAUGCUCCGGGAACUAGUACAGGCAGUGGGUGUUAUACACCAUCUCCUAUCCCUGAUCCAAUUGCAGAAUGGAAUGCAGAUUUUGAGGGAUCAAUCAGGAAAAAGGCCUCUUCUUUGUUGCACCGUCGAUCUUUUCAGACACCACAACAUUGGAGAAUGGAGAAUGAUGUCCCGCAACCUCGCCUUGAUCGGCGAUUUAGUGUUUGCGACCGGGUAAUUUUUGGUCAUAGGGCUAGUGAUUUCGAUCCAAAUAUCAGAUAUAGGCCAAGCGACUGUUCCUCUAGUCAGAGGCCAAGUGACUACUCUAGUCGCCGUCCAAGUGACUACUCCUCUGGUCACCGUCCAAGUGACUACUCCUCUGGUCGCCGUCUAAGUGACUACUCCUCUGGUCGCAGGUCGAGUGACUAUUCGUGGAGCCAAAGGCCUAGUGACUACUCGUGUGGUCAGAGGCCAAGUGACUUCUCUAGAUGGGGUUCAGAUGAGGAUUAUAUGCCUGGUAAUUCACCCAGUACAGUUUUGCAUUCAGCAAUGCCCUACAAUGGACAUGCACCAAUGGAAGAGGGAUACAGACUGCCCGAGCAUUCGAGAUACUGUUUAGUUUCCAGCAAGCAAAUGGUAGGCAUUUUUCUCACAGUAUGGGUUCGGAGUGAAUUGCGGGAACAUGUGCGGAACAUGAAAAUAUCGUGUGUUGGCAGAGGAUUGAUGGGUUACCUGGGAAAUAAGGGCUCCAUUGCGAUCAGCAUGUUAUUGCAUCAGACUAGCCUUUGUUUCGUGUGCAGCCACUUGACUUCAGGUCAGAAGGAUGGUGAUGAGCUACGUAGAAAUGCUGAUGUUAUGGAAAUCCUAAGGAAAACGAGGUUCCCACGAGUUAACACCAUCAGCGAAGAGAAAUCCCCAGAAACAAUCCUUGAACACGAUCGGGUUAUUUGGAUUGGCGAUCUGAACUAUCGAGUCGCACUGCCCUACCGGUCCGCCAAAGCACUUGUUGAGAUGCAAAACUGGAGAGCAUUGUUAGAAAGGGACCAGCUGCGGAUUGAGCAGACACGAGGCCGAGUUUUUGAUGGAUGGAAAGAAGGGAAGAUAUAUUUCCCUCCAACGUAUAAAUAUUCACAUAAUUCAGACAGAUACACAGGUGAUGAUAUUCACCUAAAAGAGAAAAGGCGGACACCUGCAUGGUGCGAUCGAAUUCUAUGGCAUGGAAGUGGCCUUCAGCAGUUGUCAUACUUCCGUGGAUUGAGGUGGAAGAGCUGUUACCAUACUCGCAUGGUUAUACAGAGCUCUGCUUUUUUUGAAGGAGGAUAUGAUUGUAAACUUAAGAUACAGGUGGCAAUUGUUUUAAAGAAACUCAACUUAAAAUUUGUGUUCUAUUCUCUAAUUUUAUUGUUUUCUGCUCAGUUCGAUUCAAUUUCAAGAUUUACCGCUUCCCACUCGACUGCAUCUCUAAGUUUCAUACUGCAAUUUCAAUCCUCCUUUAUCAGGACAAAAAUGAACCGAAUGGCAAGUGGGAAUGCAAGAUUGAAUUCUUUUUACUCGACGAUUCUUUACGGAUAA
Fraxinus pennsylvanica is the source of this 2046-nucleotide messenger RNA. The record is from the annotation of a GenBank genome assembly. Lineage: Eukaryota; Viridiplantae; Streptophyta; Magnoliopsida; Lamiales; Oleaceae.